AUGGCAGAACUACUUCGGAGGCAUCUGUUCGCUAUCUUUGAAGACGAUCAGCCUGGACCUCGAGCACAUCAACACAGUAAUAUAACUGGGAGAGCAAUAUACAGUACCUUGUCAUGCCUCCCAUUAGCCCUUACUUGCUAUCUGUUCUGUAACUACAUUGUCUCCAUCGCUUUCCUCAUAACGUCCAUCUCGAUCUCUGGUGUUGGAAUUCACACAGGAGGCUUCUGUCGAACGGCAAUCUACUUCUGCAUCGCUUUUCUCUUCGUUGGCAGACUCACGACUCAACUCUUCCUCAUCGAACGAGCACACAUUGCAAACCUGGACUACCUUCGACGUCGCGAUGACCCUAUCUGGAUUCUCUCUACAGCCAGUGUGGGCGUUUUCGCUACCUUUUUACUCGUCUGGGCUUUCUUAAACCCGGUCGCAUAUAUUGCCAACGACGAUGGCAGAUGCCGUAAGGGCGUUCCUCCAGCGGUUGUGGCACCCCUCGAGAUCUACGAGGUCGUCACAUAUGUCCUGCUCACUGGCGUCUUCAUCGUAAUGCUCCGACGAACCAGACGUACAGCGUUGUUCCCACCGGUCCCUGAGCGCUUCGUCACCUUUGGCAAAGCGUUGAAUCGACUAAGCCAUGCCGCCAGACCUGCUAGCAUCAAGAAAAGUCUCGAGGCUCAAGUGGAAGAGGUUGACUCUACUGCAAGCGGCAUCGUCCUGCCUCCUUCCACAAAACCUUGCAAGCUUCGCGGUCUGGCACUCAAGUCCUUGAUCGGUACUAUCUUGAUCCUCGGCUGGGGAGUCAUCAAUUCCACCAUCUUCUAUGUCACUGGUGGGCGGGAACAUGUUUGGCUUUGCUUUACGCAAUGCAACAUGGACAGUAAGUCUUUACCUACUCAUUGCUCUAACAAGUACACUGCUAAUGUCUACGCCNNAGUUUUCCUCUCGGUCUGUGUACUUCACUGGUUGACAGCGAACCCCAAGGAGCUCGAACGCAGUAUGCGAGGAACCAGGCCCUCAGUGACUGAACUGCCUGUCUUCCUUCGAGGGGACUCGGUUGCAGAACCAGAACCUGUUAAGCUUUCACCUUCGUCUUCUUCUUCGCUUGUGUAA
Aureobasidium vineae is the source of this 1104-nucleotide messenger RNA. The record is from the annotation of a GenBank genome assembly. NCBI's taxonomy places the organism in Eukaryota, Fungi, Ascomycota, Dothideomycetes, Dothideales, Saccotheciaceae.